AACUAAGAUAUAAUAAAAAUUCUUUACUUUCUUCAGUAAAGAACUUCACCUUCACCCCGUAUUAACCUAAUAACCCAAUCCUGCUUUGCUGCUAAUUAUCAAGGGUAAUGGAGGAGAAGGCACAGAUCGAAAUCCCAAGAGUGACACUGGGCAGUCAAGGAUUAGAGGUUUCUAGAUUAGGCUUCGGGUGCGUUGGAUUAUCAGGACUAUACAACGCUCCUCUUUCUCAAGAAGCUGGAUGUGCAGUUAUUAAGGAAACAUUCGACAGGGGUAUCACCUUCUUUGAUACAUCAGAUCUCUAUGGGCAUGAUCAUGACAAUGAAAUGAUGGUUGGCAAGGCAUUGAAACAGCUUCCUCGAGAAAAAAUUCAACUGGCUACAAAAUUUGGGUUGGUCAAGUUAGAGGGGGGUCGCUAUGGUCAACAAGGGGUAAGGGGAAGCCCAGAAUACGCUCGAAAAUGCUGUGAAGCUAGUCUUAAGCGACUUGAGGUCGACUAUAUUGAUCUUUACUAUCCGCAUCGCAUCGAUGUUACAGUGCCAAUCGAGGAUACUAUGGGGGAGCUUAAGAAGCUGGUUGAAGAAGGAAAGAUCAAAUAUAUUGGAUUAUCAGAAGCUAGUGUUGACACAAUAAGGAGAGCUCAUGCGGUUCAUCCCAUCACUGCAGUACAAAUGGAGUAUUCCCUUUGGGCCCGAGACAUCGAAGAUGAGAUUGUCCCAGUUUGCCGGGAGCUUGGUAUUGGAAUAGUUGCAUACAGCCCUCUUGGUCGUGGUUUCUUUGCUGGAAAGGCAGUUCUUGAGCCCUUGCCCCCGGAGAGUGUAUUGUCUAUGUUUCCAAGGUUCAGCGGGGAAAAUUUUGAGAAGAACAAAAAUCUUUAUAAGAAACUUGCCAGUCUGGCUGAAAAGCAUGCCUGCACUACUCCUCAACUAGCUUUGGCAUGGCUUCUCCAUCAGGGUGGAGACAUUGUCCCAAUCCCUGGUACAACUAAAGUUAGGAACCUUGAUAACAACAUUGGUUCCUUGGCUAUAAAGCUCUCUGAAGAUGAUCUGAAAGAAAUUUGCGAUGCCGUGCCCAUAGAUGAAGUUGUCGGUGCUCGACAAAUUGCUGCUCUUUCUCACUUGGCUUGGAAUUUUGCCAAUACCCCAUCAAGGAACAAUUAAUGCAGAAAAGGAUAUACAUGUCGUGUAUCCCAACGAGUGAAAAAGGAACCACGCAUCAAGCCGUACCUAAUUCUGACAGUGCAGGACAGAUAUUACAUGCCUAGAAAAUAUUACGUGUGAACGUUGUGUUGAAUCUAAAAUUAAACUAGUUAUGAGAUGGCUUAUGGUUCACGUAUCUAAAAUUAAACUGAGUACAAUCUUAAUUUUGUGAGUGAGUGAGUGAUAGUCGGUGAGACUAGUUAUGAGAUGGCUUAUGGUUCACGUA
Molecule: messenger RNA, 1422 nt
Organism: Juglans regia (Persian walnut)
Lineage: Eukaryota; Viridiplantae; Streptophyta; Magnoliopsida; Fagales; Juglandaceae
Product: perakine reductase-like
Exons: 8
Coding region: 108-1157 (349 amino acids)
Cellular component (GO): cytoplasm
Source: RefSeq, a predicted model, not a curated record